Penicillium alfredii is the source of this 1359-nucleotide messenger RNA. RefSeq lists its product as uncharacterized. The transcript has 2 exons. Gene Ontology annotation, molecular function: zinc ion binding. The coding region runs from base 1 to 1359 and encodes 452 amino acids. NCBI's taxonomy places the organism in Eukaryota, Fungi, Ascomycota, Eurotiomycetes, Eurotiales, Aspergillaceae. The record is from RefSeq and is a predicted model, not a curated record.
AUGAACCUCAAACAAUUCCUGGCCUUGGAGGCCGACUGCGAUCCCGAGGCGCUGGUCGACCUGCGCGCCCUUGAUUGCGUCUCCGAAUACGAUUUCCACCUCAUGUGUCCGAUAUGCCACUGCCCCUUCGUACAGCCUAUGCGUCUCCAGUGUGACCAUGUCUUCUGUCAAGAAUGCCUAAGUUCCGCCAUCACGACCUCCCGCUUAGCUGAUUCGGACGAGUUUCCGUGUCCCUCUUGCCGAAACCCUACCAGCGACGUGUCGACGAGUGUUCCACGCCUACUGAUCAAUAUGUGCGACGAUAUCCAAGUGCGCUGUCCGUUUACGGUACAGGGAUGUCAAGAGAUCGUACCUCGCGGCCAUGUCCAAUCCCAUGUGGAUAAAUACUGUGGAUACCGGCUGGUACCUUGUCCAGACGGUUCAUGCAACAAGACAACCCGCAAAAAGGAUCUUCAUCCGGAUGAAAGAUGCAUGCACGGGCUGCGCCAGUGCUCCCAUUGCGAGGAGGAUAUAAUGGAGCAGGACUAUGAGGAGCAUGAUCGGGAACUUUGUCCCAGUCUUGAAGCCACUUGCGUUGACUGCGAAACGGUGGUCCUUCACAGGGAUUUGAAAAAACAUACUGAAACAUGUCCAGAGGUAGUUAGUCCUUGCGCAGCGUCAAAGUAUGGAUGCUCCAUCAAGGUUCGACGAGCUGAGAUCGCGACUCAUGAACAACACUGCCCUCUGAUCGCCAUGAGCCCAUACUUCAAGGCACAGAAUACCCGACUCGAUUCCCUCGAAUUGACAAUACGCCACCUUCAACAACGGAAUGAGAUUUUUGAGGACGGUCUCGCCAAUAUCCGCUCCACCCUGGUCGAGUCCGCGCGCGUAGGUGUAACGGACCGGACUAGUGGAAGAGCGGCUAUCGAUUCCGAACAAGCCCGCACAGAAGACUCCCCGGAAGAAUUUGCAGAUCGCUCGUCGAGCGUCUCGUCUAAUGCCACGACGUAUCUGCUUUCCCUGCACGAGUCUCUCCGUGACGAAGUUGGCCAGCUCUCGCAUGCCAUCACAGAUCUCGACGCCCGUGCCAGUAUGGCCAUCAUGAACGAGAGCCUCCGCAUCAAGGAAGAUAUGGCCCACACAAAUGCUGCAGUCAAUAGUGUCCGCAUGCAGGUGCAGUGGCUGAUGAACCCUCGGCUUCAUCACGGGACACGCGCUGGGUUUCGCACCAACACGGCGAGUACUGCGGGCAACGAAGGCGCUCGGUCUCAGCUCACGUCUUCGUCGGCUCCUGGGACGAGCAAUACAGCUGGUCCAUCGCUGGGACCACUUCGACCGAGGCGGCCCAGUGAUAGCGGGCGUGAGGGGACCAAACUGUGA